Messenger RNA from Sciurus carolinensis (gray squirrel), 922 nucleotides. It is a transcript of the gene Btf3, whose product is annotated as basic transcription factor 3. The coding region runs from base 46 to 666 and encodes 206 amino acids. NCBI's taxonomy places the organism in Eukaryota, Metazoa, Chordata, Mammalia, Rodentia, Sciuridae. The transcript has 6 exons. Gene Ontology annotation, cellular component: cytosol; nascent polypeptide-associated complex. The record is from RefSeq and is a predicted model, not a curated record.
GGAAGGAGCGAGACAGGGAGGGACAGGGCUGAGGACAGGAAGGCGAUGCGACGGACAGGCGCACCCGCUCAGGCUGAUUCUCGGGGGCGAGGUCGAGCCAGGGGCGGCUGCCCUGGGGGCGAGGCGACGCCGUCUCUUCCUCCACCUCGCGGCGGAACCCGAGGACAGGAGCCUCAGAUGAAAGAAACAAUCAUGAACCAGGAAAAACUCGCCAAAUUGCAGGCACAAGUGCGCAUUGGUGGGAAAGGAACUGCUCGCAGAAAGAAGAAGGUGGUUCAUAGAACAGCUACAGCAGAUGAUAAAAAACUUCAGUUCUCCUUAAAGAAGUUAGGGGUAAACAAUAUCUCUGGUAUUGAAGAGGUGAAUAUGUUUACAAACCAAGGAACAGUGAUUCACUUUAACAACCCUAAAGUUCAGGCAUCUCUGGCAGCAAACACUUUCACCAUUACAGGCCAUGCUGAGACAAAGCAACUGACAGAAAUGCUACCCAGCAUCUUAAACCAGCUUGGAGCAGACAGUCUGACUAGUUUAAGGAGACUGGCUGAAGCUCUGCCCAAACAAUCUGUGGAUGGAAAAGCACCACUUGCUACUGGAGAGGAUGAUGAUGAUGAAGUUCCAGAUCUUGUGGAGAAUUUUGAUGAGGCUUCUAAGAAUGAGGCAAACUGAACUGAUCAACUUCUGAAGAAGAUAAACUUGAAGAAGUUACUGGGAGCUGCUAUUUUAUAUUAUGACUGCUUUUUAAAAUUGUUUUGUUUAUGGAUCUGAUAAAAUCUAGAUCUAAUAUUUUUAAGCCCAAGCCCCUUGGACACUGCAGCUCUUUUCAGUUUUUGCUUAUACACAAUUUAUUCUUUGCAGCUAAUUAAGCUGAAGAAGCCUGGGAAUAAAGUUUGAAACAAAGGUUAAUAAAGUUCUUUGCCUAGUA